AUGGACUCUUUCGAAGCAAGAGUCUAUUUGACCAAACAGUUGAGCUCUUUGACUCCAUCUAAACUGGCCGCUCAGCAAUGUGCCAAGUUUUUGUUGAAAAAUAAAGAACUUCAAGAUGAUCUCUAUUCUGUUAUUCUGGAAACUCUCGACGCUGCAGAUCUCAACAUUCGCUUGAAUAUCUUCCAGUUCCUUGAAGAACUCAUCUUUUUCUGUCAGAACGACCCGCAAAGACCGUAUGUCAAUUCGAUCUUCAAGGACAUGAAACUUAUUCUCACCAAAAUCUUGCCUCCAAAACCUGAAAAUCAAUCUUCAGAAGCACGAUUACUUACGAACCUCAGUUCAGCAUACAUCAUACUGUUCAAUAUAUCCAAGACAUGCAACUAUCCACACAUAAAUGACAUCAAAACACGAUUCAAUUCGAAUCUCCUAACAGAGCUCGAUAAAAAUAGAAUAGAGCUCCAACUUCAUUUUGACGAAAAACCAUUAUACACAGACAUUACCGCUAAACAGGACGUUGAGAGUCAACUGACGGCAGCUUGGGAUUUUCUCAUAGAAAAAAGACGUCAGUCACAAUAUGAAAGAUUAUUCAUCGACAAACACAACAUCCAAUCUCCUGCUGAGCCUUUGGCUGAUUUAUUUACGAAAACUCGGAAACAACUCCUGGCAAGAAUCGAGGCUGAUAGAGAGAGACAGAAACGUGGUAAAGAAAAUCUUUGGCAAAUAGAUCGAGCUAAAGGGUCGUUAGCUGAGUUUGACUUGAUUUAUGACACUUUCCAUCAGUUCGAUCUUAUUGAAGACAAACCAUUGAUAGACGAAGUGAACGAAUUAUAUGAGAACAGCAGACAUGGGGUUACACGGAAACCUCAGCCAAAUAAAAGGUUUAAGCGUUGA
Molecule: messenger RNA, 891 nt
Organism: Ogataea philodendri
Lineage: Eukaryota; Fungi; Ascomycota; Pichiomycetes; Pichiales; Pichiaceae
Exons: 1
Coding region: 1-891 (296 amino acids)
Biological process (GO): positive regulation of transcription by RNA polymerase I; positive regulation of DNA-templated transcription, elongation
Cellular component (GO): CTDK-1 complex
Source: RefSeq, a predicted model, not a curated record